UGGACAUAAUAUCGCGAGAUUUGCCGGCCGCCCGGCCUGCACUGCGGCGUUUCCCGCGCGGACUACCUCAGUUCCCGGUCGUACGGCGCGGCCUGUCGUACUGCCGCCGGCGCAACGGCCGUCAUGGGGUUCCUGAAACUGAUUGAGAUCGAGAACUUUAAGUCGUACAAGGGUCGACAGAUUAUCGGACCAUUUCAGAGGUUCACCGCCAUCAUUGGACCAAAUGGCUCUGGUAAGUCAAAUCUCAUGGAUGCCAUCAGCUUUGUGUUAGGUGAAAAAACCAGCAACCUGCGGGUAAAGACCCUGCGGGACCUGAUCCAUGGAGCGCCUGUGGGCAAGCCAGCUGCCAACCGGGCUUUCGUCAGCAUGGUCUACUCUGAGGAGGGUGCUGAGGACCGCACCUUUGCCCGUGUCAUUGUAGGGGGUUCCUCUGAGUACAAGAUCAACAACAAAGUGGUCCAGCUACAUGAGUACAGUGAAGAAUUAGAGAAGUUGGGCAUUCUCAUCAAAGCUCGUAACUUCCUCGUUUUCCAGGGUGCUGUGGAAUCUAUUGCCAUGAAGAACCCCAAAGAGAGGACAGCUCUAUUUGAAGAGAUUAGUCGCUCUGGGGAGCUGGCACAGGAGUAUGACAAGCGAAAGAAGGAAAUGGUGAAGGCUGAAGAGGACACACAGUUUAAUUACCAUCGCAAGAAAAAUAUUGCAGCUGAACGCAAGGAAGCAAAGCAGGAGAAAGAAGAGGCUGACCGCUACCAGCGCCUGAAGGAUGAGGUAGUACGAGCUCAGGUACAACUGCAGCUCUUUAAGCUUUACCAUAAUGAAGUGGAAAUUGAGAAGCUCAACAAGGAACUGGCCUCUAAGAACAAGGAGAUCGAGAAGGACAAGAAGCGUAUGGACAAAGUGGAGGAUGAGCUGAAGGAAAAGAAGAAGGAGCUGGGCAAAAUGAUGCGGGAGCAGCAGCAGAUUGAGAAAGAGAUCAAGGAGAAGGAUUCAGAAUUGAACCAGAAGCGGCCUCAGUACAUCAAAGCCAAGGAGAAUACCUCCCACAAAAUCAAGAAGCUGGAAGCAGCCAAGAAGUCUCUGCAGAAUGCUCAGAAGCACUAUAAGAAGCGUAAAGGUGACAUGGAUGAGCUGGAGAAGGAGAUGUUGUCAGUGGAGAAGGCCCGGCAGGAGUUUGAAGAACGGAUGGAAGAGGAGAGUCAGAGUCAGGGCAGAGAUUUGACCUUGGAGGAGAAUCAGGUGAAGAAAUACCACCGGUUGAAAGAAGAAGCCAGCAAGAGAGCAGCUACCCUGGCCCAGGAGCUGGAGAAAUUCAAUCGAGACCAGAAAGCUGACCAGGACCGUUUGGAUCUGGAAGAACGGAAGAAAGUAGAGACAGAGGCCAAGAUCAAGCAAAAACUGCGGGAAAUUGAAGAAAAUCAGAAGCGGAUUGAGAAAUUGGAGGAAUACAUCACCACAAGCAAGCAGUCUCUAGAAGAGCAGAAAAAGCUAGAGGGGGAGCUGACAGAGGAGGUGGAGAUGGCCAAGCGGCGUAUUGAUGAAAUCAAUAAGGAGCUGAACCAGGUGAUGGAGCAGCUAGGGGAUGCUCGCAUCGACCGCCAGGAGAGCAGCCGCCAGCAGCGAAAGGCAGAGAUAAUGGAGAGCAUCAAGCGCCUUUACCCCGGCUCUGUGUAUGGCCGACUCAUCGACCUAUGCCAGCCCACACAAAAGAAGUAUCAGAUUGCUGUAACCAAGGUUUUGGGCAAGAACAUGGAUGCCAUUAUUGUGGACUCAGAGAAGACAGGCCGGGACUGUAUUCAGUAUAUCAAGGAGCAGCGUGGGGAGCCUGAGACCUUCUUGCCUCUUGACUACCUGGAGGUGAAGCCUACAGAUGAGAAACUCCGGGAGCUGAAGGGGGCCAAGCUAGUGAUUGAUGUGAUUCGCUAUGAGCCACCUCACAUAAAAAAGGCCUUGCAGUAUGCCUGUGGCAAUGCCCUUGUCUGUGACAAUGUAGAGGAUGCCCGCCGCAUUGCCUUUGGAGGCCACCAGCGCCACAAGACAGUAGCACUGGAUGGAACCCUGUUCCAGAAGUCAGGGGUGAUCUCUGGUGGGGCCAGUGACCUGAAGGCCAAGGCGCGCCGCUGGGAUGAGAAAGCAGUUGACAAGUUGAAAGAGAAGAAGGAGCGCUUGACAGAGGAGCUGAAAGAGCAGAUGAAGGCAAAACGGAAAGAGGCAGAGCUGCGUCAGGUGCAGUCUCAGGCCCAUGGACUGCAGAUGCGUCUCAAGUACUCCCAGAGUGACCUAGAACAGACCAAGACACGACAUCUAGCCCUGAAUCUGCAGGAGAAAUCCAAGCUGGAGAGUGAGCUAGCCAACUUUGGGCCUCGCAUUAAUGAUAUCAAGAGGAUCAUUCAGAGCCGAGAAAGAGAAAUGAAAGACUUGAAGGAGAAGAUGAACCAGGUAGAGGAUGAGGUGUUUGAAGAGUUUUGUCGGGAGAUUGGUGUACGCAACAUCCGGGAGUUUGAGGAAGAGAAGGUGAAACGGCAGAAUGAAAUCGCCAAAAAGCGUUUGGAGUUUGAGAAUCAGAAGACUCGCUUGGGCAUUCAGUUGGAUUUUGAAAAGAACCAACUGAAGGAGGAUCAGGAUAAAGUACACAUGUGGGAGCAGACAGUGAAAAAGGAUGAAAAUGAGAUAGAAAAGCUCAAAAAGGAGGAACAGAGACACAUGAAGAUUAUAGAUGAGACCAUGGCUCAGCUACAAGACCUGAAGAAUCAGCAUCUGGCCAAGAAGUCAGAAGUAAAUGACAAGAAUCAUGAGAUGGAGGAGAUUCGUAAGAAACUUGGGGGCGCCAACAAGGAAAUGACCCACUUACAGAAGGAGGUUACAGCCAUUGAGACCAAGCUUGAACAGAAGCGCAGUGACCGUCACAACUUGCUACAGGCCUGUAAGAUGCAGGACAUUAAGUUGCCACUGUCAAAAGGCACCAUGGAUGAUAUUAGUCAGGAAGAGGGUAGCUCUCAGGGGGAGGACUCAGUGAGUGGUUCCCAGAGAAUUUCCAGUAUCUAUGCACGAGAGGCCCUCAUUGAGAUUGACUACGGUGAUCUGUGUGAGGAUCUGAAGGAUGCCCAGGCUGAGGAAGAGAUCAAGCAAGAGAUGAACACACUGCAGCAGAAGCUGAAUGAGCAGCAGAGUGUGCUUCAGCGUAUUGCCGCCCCCAACAUGAAGGCCAUGGAAAAGCUGGAAAGUGUCCGAGACAAGUUCCAGGAGACCUCAGAUGAAUUUGAAGCAGCCCGAAAGCGAGCAAAGAAGGCCAAGCAGGCAUUUGAACAGAUCAAGAAGGAACGCUUUGACCGCUUCAAUGCUUGUUUUGAAUCUGUGGCUACCAACAUAGAUGAGAUCUAUAAGGCCCUGUCCCGCAACAGCAGUGCCCAGGCAUUCCUGGGCCCUGAGAAUCCUGAAGAGCCCUACUUGGAUGGCAUCAACUACAAUUGUGUGGCUCCUGGGAAACGCUUCCGGCCUAUGGACAACUUGUCAGGCGGGGAGAAGACAGUGGCAGCUCUGGCCCUGCUCUUUGCCAUCCACAGCUACAAGCCAGCCCCCUUCUUCGUCCUGGAUGAGAUUGAUGCUGCCUUGGAUAACACCAACAUUGGCAAGGUGGCAAAUUACAUCAAGGAGCAGUCGACUUGCAACUUCCAGGCCAUCGUCAUCUCCCUCAAGGAAGAGUUCUACACCAAGGCCGAGAGCCUCAUUGGAGUCUAUCCUGAGCAAGGGGACUGUGUGAUCAGCAAAGUCCUGACCUUCGACCUCACCAAGUACCCAGAUGCCAACCCCAACCCCAAUGAGCAGUAGCAAUAGUUCUACCCUCCUGCCCUGUCUGGAUCCCUAAGGUGUCCCUCUCCCAAUCUCUGGAUAUUUGACUCCCAACCUUUCCCCUGCCUCCUGGCCCUUUUUGGUGUAGUCAUGGGAUUUAGGCACUGCUAAUUAAGCACGAAGAGGAACAGAGGUGAUGUUAGGUCUAAAGCAAAAAUUCCUGAGCGACAGGGAGUAUUCUGGCCUCUGGAAGGAGGUGCUGAGCUGAACAGGGCCAUCUGUUCAUCCCACACACCCCCUUCCUCCCCCUCAUCACCCAUCAUCAUGGGUCCCUUGGGCCUCUUGCCCACUGUGUGUGUGGGUACGUAUGGUGUAUGUAUGUAUCCGCAUGUGUGCAUGUAUGUUUGCAAAAUAAUAAAGGAUAUUGGAGACCUGUUUUAGAAGGAGCCUAGGCUGAAUUUCAUUCCAAGAGAGCUUAGGAUGACAGCAUCCCUGAGCUGGGCAAAGGUACUCAGGACCUCAUAGGAGUCUUAGGCAGUUACCUGAAACUGCCUUCAUUCACUCAUUUGUGUAUUCAUUCAUGUAUGUAUUCAUCAGACACAUACCGAACACCAUCUAUUUGUCAAGCUCUUUGCUUGGAAUACAGAGUUGAAUCAGACAUGAUCUCUACCCUCCUAGUAAGGAGAUACAGUUGGUUCAUGAAUGACUAUCCUUAAUUGAAUGUCUUAUGUACUUUGAAUUUGAGAAGAGGGUGAUCACCUCUAGGCUUCCUGGAGGUCACAUUUAAGCUGCACCUUGACAAAUUGGUAGGAUUUGGUCAGGCACUAGUUGCAGAGCAUGAGCUCUGGGGACAGGCUGUUAUGGGUUCUGGUCCCACUUUUUAUCACUUACUAGUUGUUUGACCUUGGGCAAGUCAUUUGACCUUCUGUGCCUCAGUUUCCUCAUCUGUAAAAUGGGGCUAACAAUAUUACCUACCUCAUAGGAUUUAACGAUGUCAAGCUCCUCAAUGGAGGCCUUAUCCCUUCAUGGAGCCCACUUAGGUGCCGAUCCCUCAGAAAAUAAGCCUCAUGCCUGGACCCCUGAGAGCUUCUGAUCCCAGCUAUUAGGGACAGAAGAAGCUUCCAAAUCUGGAAGGUGCUGAAUGCCCUGCUGACUGGGAAAGUUUCAGGGCACUGAUGGGGUCUACCUGGUAAGUAGAGGGCCUGAGGAGGCCUGUAGCUUCAAUCAUGUAUGGUAACCAGGUACCUGAGCCCCAAUCUGGGUUGUGAGGAAAUAGGGCAGAGGUAGCCUGGGCCACAUCCCAGCCUAACACAUGUGAGGUUCACUUUAGGAACUAACCUCAUUAACUAUAAGGAUCAUGCAGAGACAGCAAAGCCUGGUGUGAUUAGCUCAGCCUUCACUCAUUCACAUAUACCAUCAUGCUUUUAUUCCAAUCUGUGUAUUGCUUUUUUUGCUUCUUAAAAAUUAAGUCUAUUCUAAUUACUCAAAUAAUGCAUGAAUGCAUUCUCCUUUUGAGAAA
Messenger RNA from Cebus imitator (Panamanian white-faced capuchin), 5305 nucleotides. RefSeq names its product structural maintenance of chromosomes 1A (gene SMC1A). Gene Ontology annotation, molecular function: ATP hydrolysis activity; DNA binding; protein binding. Lineage: Eukaryota; Metazoa; Chordata; Mammalia; Primates; Cebidae. Gene Ontology annotation, cellular component: nucleus; chromosome; cohesin complex. The record is from RefSeq and is a predicted model, not a curated record. The coding region runs from base 124 to 3825 and encodes 1233 amino acids. Gene Ontology annotation, biological process: sister chromatid cohesion. The transcript has 25 exons.